This is a messenger RNA of Pogoniulus pusillus (Red-fronted tinkerbird), 6275 nucleotides long. It is a transcript of the gene STON1, whose product is annotated as stonin 1. The transcript is spliced from 5 exons. Lineage: Eukaryota; Metazoa; Chordata; Aves; Piciformes; Lybiidae. Gene Ontology annotation, molecular function: clathrin-cargo adaptor activity. The record is from RefSeq and is a predicted model, not a curated record. Gene Ontology annotation, cellular component: clathrin-coated vesicle; synaptic vesicle. The coding region runs from base 328 to 2550 and encodes 740 amino acids. Gene Ontology annotation, biological process: synaptic vesicle endocytosis; regulation of endocytosis.
CCCUCUGCUUUUAGGUGGCCAUUUUGUGGACCAUGAGCAGUCCGAACACCUUUGCCUUCACACAGAAGGAAAGCUGCAGGAAUGGAGAAGGGGAUCUGGAGGAACGGAGGACGAAACUGGCGAGGCUGGAGAAGGAAAUGGGCAGGAAUGUAGAAGCAGCUCUCCCCCCCGAAAGCAGACGGGCUGGGGGCGGGCCCUGCGCGGCCGCCGCUUGCUGCUGCCGCCGCUUCUGCAGCCUCUGCCGGCGGCGGGAGGAGUUCAUGGCGGCGCCGGAGCGGAUGGUUUGCGGUGGAUAGAUGUGCAAGUGCCCCAGGCUUCUCCUACAAGAUGUGUUCCACCAAUCCAGCAAAUUGGGUCACCUUCGAUGAUGAGCCACCCUUCCAGUCAUCUCAGAAAUCAGCUGAUAAUCAGAGUGCUUGUAAAGCAAAUGGCCUUAAACUCAAUCUGUCUAGUGUGCAUGAAUCUUCAAGCAGAUCGUCUUCUAUAGGCAGCACUCCACUCUCAUCUCCUAUAGUUGACUUCUACGUAAGUCCUGGACCCCCCAGCAACUCGCCACUUACCACACCUACCAGAGACUACCCAGGAAGUCCAUGCAUCCCAAAGCCUGGGAUUCACAUCCUUUAUCCUAUCCCUGAAUGGCCACCAAAUGUUAACCUUCUUCCAUCGCCUGGGAUUUGCUCAGCCCCAGCCUUGCCGAAACAGAGCAGCUUUUCUUCGGGUGCUUUCCCUGAUGACCAUCCAGUUAAGACUUUGGUCUCCAAAUCAACUGAUGAAGGAAGCCUGAAUCCUCCAGGAAGCUGUGAGGAGUCGGGAGAGUUGUCAGCAGCAGCAGGGCAUUUCCCAUGCUUUCAGGAUGACUGUGCUUUUUCCAGUCCUUUCUGGAAGGAAAGGUGCUCGCUCAGCACAUCACCAGCUAGUGCUAGCACACACAGGAAGGACAAGGCUCUCGACAAGAGUGUCUCGCAUCCUAAAGACAAAGACACUUGUCACGAUCAGAAAAGUCUCAACCAGGGCUCCUUCAGCUACAUCUGUGAGAGGCUUGAACACCUGCAAGCUGGCAGCUGCAAGGCGUCGGGAAGCCCACCCAUCUCCAGUGCUCACGAGUGGCACAGGCUCUCACCCACCAUCCCCCGUGGCCUCUUCAGGAGCCAGAAGGUGGAUGGGUGGCCGUUCAUGCUGAGGAUUCCCGAGAAGAAGAACAUGAUGUCAUCUCGGCAGUGGGGCCCCAUUUACCUCAGUGUCCUAGCUGGAGGUGUAUUGCAGAUGUAUUAUGAAAAGGGCCUGGAGAAACCUUUCAAGGAAUUCCAGCUGCAGCCACACUGUAAGCUGUCGGAACCCAAAUUAGAGAGCUAUAACGUCUUGGGAAAAAUCCAUACAGUGAAGAUUGAGUGUGUGUCUUACACAGAGAAGAGGAGGUAUCAUCCUAAAGUAGAAGUGAUCCACGAGGCAGAGGUUGAGCAGAUGUUAAAGUUGGGCACCACAGAUUAUGAUGACUUCACUGAUUUCCUCAUAACUGUUGAGGAAGAGCUUAUGAAACUUCCUGCUGUUUCUAGACAGAAGAGGAAUUAUGAAGAGCAAGAAAUGACUCUGGAAAUAGUGGAUAACUUUUGGGGUAAAGUCACUAAGGCAGAAGGGAAACUCGUAGACAGCGCUGUCAUCACGCACAUCUACUGCCUGUGUUUUGUGAAUGGAAGUGCUGACUGCUUUCUAACCCUGAAUGACCUGGAACUCCAGAAGAGAGACGAGCGUUACUUUGAGAAGGAGGAGGAGAAGAAAUGGAUUGAGAUUCUCGACUGCCGUUUCCAUAACUGUGUCAGAGCGCAGGAGUUCGAGCAGUCGCGGGUUGUUAAGUUUACUCCCCCAGACGCCUGUAGGCUGGAACUGAUGCGUUUCAGGACGCGGUAUAACGGGCAAGAGCUGCCCUUUUCUGUGAAGGCUGUGGUGGUGGUUCAGGGGGCAUAUGUUGAACUCCAGGCUUUUCUAAACAUGUCUUCAGCUGCUCCAGCCCCAAGGCGUUUGCCCCCUGUGAAAUACUGUGAAAACGUUAUGGUUCGCUUUCCCGUGCCCACACAGUGGAUCAAAGCACUUUGGACCAUGAACCUCCAGAGGCAGAAGUCCCUGAAAGCAAAAAUGAACAGGCGAGCGUGCCUUGGUGCUUUGCACGAGGUGGAAUCCGAUCCCGUCAUACAGGUCUCGGUUGGAACAGCGAAAUAUGAGAGUGCCUACAGGGCUGUUGUGUGGAAGAUAGACAGGCUGCCAGAGAAGAACUCAAGUUCAGACCAUCCACACAGCCUGUCCUACAAACUGGAACUCGGAUCAGACCAGGAAAUACCCUCCGACUGGUAUCCAUUUGCCACUGUCCAGUUUGUUGUCCAUGACACCUGUGCCUCAGGAGCAGAAGUCAAGUCCCUGGGCAUAGAGAGUGACCUGCAGCCCCAGAAGCAUGUGGUUCAGAAAGCUUUCUACAACUGCCAGGUUGAAAUUGAAAAGAAGUGGAUUAGGCUCGAUGGAGAAGAUCCAGAGAGGGCUGGCAAUUGCCUAAUGCAGUAGAAGACAAGAGGCACCAUCCUAGGGUACUUCUCAGCUGAGUUAAGGGGCACAGUGGCUGCAGGGGCAACCUGCAUCACAGAAGAGCUCUGCAGUUUACUGAGAUCAGAAUCACAGAAUACAUCUGGUUGGAAGAGACCUCAAAGCUCAUCCAGUCCAACCUACACCCCAGCACUGAAGGGUCAGCACUAAAGCAUGUCCCCAAACACCAGGUCUGCUCGCUGCUUGAACACCUCUAGGAACAGUGACUCCACCACUGCCUUGGGCAGGCCAUUCCAGUGCUUGAGAACUCUUUCAGUGAAGAAAUAUUUCCUGACAUCCAGCCUGAACCACUCUUGGCACAGCCUGAAACCAUUUCCUCCAGUCCUGGUGCUUGCCAGCAGGGAGAAGAGGCUCUCCCACUCCUCACUCUAAACUCCUUUAAGGUAAUUGUAGAAGGGCUCCCCUCAACCUCCUUUUCUCUAGACCAAAAACCCCAGCUCCCUCAGCGGCUCCUUGCAGGCCGUGUGCUCUACUCUAUGUUUUUUUAUGAGAACUAUAGUAUCUAUUAACCUGUUUAAGGUAGAGGAAGUGAAAUCUCUGUUGCAGGUACCAUUUGUCUAAGGCUGACUUGUUGCUCAGCACUACUACAGAUGAUUCAGUGAAUCUGUUCGCAGCAGUCAUGUCCAAGACCUGGCCUGUCCAGCCAGCCCCUGUUUUUUAGGAGGAGAGACAGACAGGCCAGUCUGGAACUCUUUCACCUCAGGAUACCCAUUUGUAGAACUCAUCUCCUGGGCAGUUGAUGCUUGGUCAAAGCAGCAACUGGUUUUCUUCUGUCAGGUGCCUGCUGUAUCUCAAGGCUGAUCAGCGGGCUGGAAAAACUCUCCUCUAGGGACAGGCUGAGAGAGUUGGGGUUGUUCAGUCUGGAGAAGAGAAGGCUCCAAGGAGACCUUUAUUGUGGCCUUCCAGUAUCUGAAGGGAGCAUAAAAGAGAGUGAGUGAGGGACUUUUUAGGGUGUCAGAUAGUGACAGAACUGGGAGGAAUGGAUCCAAGCUAGAGGAGAUUUAGAUUAGACAUUAGGAAGAAGUUCUUCACCAUAAGGGUGAUGAGACACUGGAAUAUGUUGUCCAAAGAGGUGGUGGAAGCCCCAUCCAUGGAAGAUUUUAAGGCUAUGCUGGAUGUGGCUCUGGGCAACCUGAUCUAGUGGUAAGUGUCCCUGCCUAUGGCAGAGGAGUUGGAACCAAAUGAUCCUUGAGGUCCCUUCCAACUCUGACAACUCUAUGAGUCUGUAUGUUUAAGAUGCUCAUGUACCACUGAACCCUCAAGACAGAUAGGAUCUACUGUUCAGAAUUACCAAGGUGACAAGAGCCACAUUUUAACUUCCCUUUCCUGACAGUGAGUCUGUAUUAUACCUGGUCUGAUGCAAAGCAUCAUCCAUCCUCACUGACCUUGUCAACAUAAAAAGGUCAAGCUACAGCUUUAUCUAUGGUGCAGGCUCUGAGAUUUCCACUUGAGGCCCGCAAGACUCACCAUUAACUUUAAGCAGAGUUGUAUCAGGAUAACAGGGAAUUAAUUCCACAGAAAUGUUGCCACACUCAAUGGAAAUUGCUCUGCUUAAUGCAUGGCUCAGCAUAAACCUGGCAAUUAGCACAGCGUAAGGCUAAUUACCCUGCUCAGUCUCAGGCUGAUACUUGCACGCCUUGCUGUCAGGAUAUGUGAGAGCAGGCUGCAGUUCAAUGAAACUAAGUUUGGGUUGUGUGACUUUCCCCCCCUCCCCCUGCUAUCAAUUCUAACUUCCUAUUCUAUGCCAAAGCAGAAAUAACCUAGCAUCCUCUUUCUUCUUGUCUGGUUUCCUUGAGUAUGACCUGCUGAAGAAAUAUUCUCAGUGUUUAAGACUCAUCUGUUAGCAUUUGCUGAGAAUGCUACAGCAGGUGCCAGUUGAGUAAACAUGCUAGCUUUGACUCUUUAGAGGGCUAGAAGUAGCCUUGACUGUAAUUCUGGGAGGAAAAUGAAGAUGAGGAACAGUUGCUGUAAGCUGUUGUCAAGUUCAGUACACUGUGGAGUCUCCCUCUCUGAAGAUAUUCAAGACCUGCCAGGAUGCAUUCCUGUGUGAUCAGGUGUAGGUGAUCCUGCUCUGGCAGGGGAGUGGUCUGGAUGAGCUUUCAAGGUCCAUUCCAGCCCCUGACAUUCUGUGAUUCUAUGGAGUUUUAAAUAACCCAUAAGGUCCAUUGACAUCCUGUGAAGAAACAGCUUUCACAGGUAUCUGGUGUCUGCUUCCCAGUGAGUGCCUGCAGUCACUGGAGUGCUUCCAAGCAUUCUAGCCACUUAAGAUGCUGACAAUCCUCACUAACAGGGCAGUACUUGGUUGUUAUCGAUUUCCUUCACAAAGGCCCAGGAGGGUUUUGGGAUAUUUUAUGUUCUCAACAGAAAUCAAUGAGAAGAGCUAUUUUUGUAGUGUGUUUUCCUGAUGUGCAAAAUGUUGUAUUUCCUGUAACCCACUUGCUUAAUCCUUGCAUUCAUCUUUCUCAUACUGACUGUAUUACUGCAGGUAAAUGGGGCUUGAUGUAAUGCUGGAUUCAAGUUGCUGGAAUUCUUUCAACUGACAAAAUGGGGUCUGCAUCAAAGGCUAAGAAUAAAGGAGAGGCAAGGGAAAUGAAAAAAAAAAAAAAGAAGAAAGGAAUAGUGGUAACAGGCAGGGGAAAAAAAAAGGCACUGGAGAAGAUUCUUGAUGUUAGUAAGCAAUCUGCAAUUCUUACUCCUACCAGAAAAGAGCAUGCAAGAGAAGGAAGAAGGAAAGGUAUUACAGAAUAUGUCAGCCCUUUCAAACACCAAAUCCUUCACUGCUGCUCCCAGUGCCUUGUAAAUCUCUCUUGAUGUUCUUUAGGUUGCUCACUGCUGUGUCGUUGCCGCCUAGAUGGAACAGCAGCAGUGGAUGAGAGUCAGAGGGACCUACAAGGUCUGGCAACCUCUGUGUUUCAUCCUUGAUGGGAGCCCCUGAUAAGCAGCUUGCCUCUGGCUUGCAGGUAGGACAGCAAAUGGGUGCCUCUGUGUCCUUCAGAAUAGGGUCACCCCCUGUUCUCCCCUGUUGCUUUUUCUUGGUGCUGUAGUGGUUUUACAGAAGGAGCUGGUCUGGAUGGCUUACCUGGGCCUGUGGGCCUGCAGAUGCAGGCUCCUUGCUCUGCUCUGUCUGCAGAGCCUUGAAUCUGUUCUGCAAGAUCACCUCAGGCACUGAGGGAGGUUUCUUUGUCCUGCUAGUUCUAACCCUUGCAGUUUGCCAUUCCUCACCAUCACCGCCUUUCCUGGUUUCUGGGGGUGCUGGUGGUGGAAAUGAUCAGCUUUUUUUCUUUCUUUAUGCUCCUUGUUUGUUUCCCACCAGAUUCUGUAUUAAUUGUCCAAAAGUAUACCUGAAAAAAAUGUUUUCAUGCAUUGCUUUUAGCUGCAUUUAUAUUACCUGAUGAACUUUCUUAGCUGCACUACUGGUAUCCACAUCUCUAUUUCACACUGAUUUGUCUUUUUGUUGACUAAAGACAGCAACUAACUGCUGCAGUUAGUAGUUCAUAGUUGUCAUUUAUAACUCUGAAGGAGUGGUUAUUCUUAAUGGGAAACCCAGAAUUUGAUCUGGGUCUUUGGUCACCUUAAGAUUGUAAGCACACUACGUUGAUCAUCUUGUAAUAACAUUUUUUUAGACUGCAUAUUGAUUACAAACAAAUAAAUAAGCAAACAACUAAAUAAAGCUGUAUUUCAAACUA